Molecule: messenger RNA, 645 nt
Organism: Mesorhabditis spiculigera
Lineage: Eukaryota; Metazoa; Nematoda; Chromadorea; Rhabditida; Rhabditidae
Source: the annotation of a GenBank genome assembly
AUGGUAUUGCCGGUUGGUGCUCCGAGUAAGGCUCCGGUCCGUCAUGCUCACCAACAACACCAACAGCAACAACGACAAUCCCGGGCUCAAUUGCCGGUCGGGCAACAACAGAUGCAGCGGCUCUCCCAAUGCAUGGCCCAGAAUGUGUUCGUUCAACAGGCCCAUGGCCUCGGGCACACGGAAGUGCACCUCGGAAUGAGCCAUAUUCCGCAUGGAGGCGGAUUUUUUGCCAGCGGCCUCUUCCAUCACGCCCGUCCACGACCUCGCGCUCUUUCUAUGCAACCGCUACCAACAUCCCAGUCAAACGAGGAGCUUCACAAGAAGAAAUCGGUGACGAUUGAAGAACCGACCGAUCAGGAGCAAUCUGGGCGAGAAGCCGAAAAGGGCCCAUUCCGGCGCGUCCCAUCUCGAAAUCGUCGACAGCGUUACUACCCUCUGAACCAGGAGGACGCGCUUGAGUUGCUGAUGUUGCUGAACAACCAGCCGGCGCCGUACGUGUUGAUCUACCGAAUUCUCGAUUAUUCAUAUUUCACCCUCUACCCCCGCACUUGCCCAUUAUUUUGGCUCCUAUUGACCAAAAAUGCCGAAAUCAUCCCUGAAAACCCCAAGUUCCUCGCGGCGAAGAUAUUCGAUGGUGGUGACGAU